Messenger RNA from Eptesicus fuscus (big brown bat), 3888 nucleotides. It is a transcript of the gene SLC1A1, whose product is annotated as solute carrier family 1 member 1. Gene Ontology annotation, molecular function: glutamate:sodium symporter activity; L-cysteine transmembrane transporter activity; L-glutamate transmembrane transporter activity. The record is from RefSeq and is a predicted model, not a curated record. NCBI's taxonomy places the organism in Eukaryota, Metazoa, Chordata, Mammalia, Chiroptera, Vespertilionidae. The transcript has 12 exons. The coding region runs from base 362 to 1936 and encodes 524 amino acids. Gene Ontology annotation, biological process: L-glutamate transmembrane transport. Gene Ontology annotation, cellular component: plasma membrane.
GCGCCACACACGCACCGCCCGCCUCCGCGCUCUCCCGCUCCUCCCUCCUUUCUCGCUGGUUGGCACGCGCGCCGCACAGCGCCGCGGCGGCAGGAGGAGCCGGGCCCUCCCGCCCCGCAUAUUCACCGAGCUCCAGGCGCGGCGCGCACUCUCAGGUGGCGGCGGCGGCGGCGGUGACAGCGUCAGUGACAGCAGCGGCGGCAGCAGGCAGCGCACACCCUCUCCCCGACGCCGCCGCGUCCCGCCUCCGCUGCGCCGCGGAACCCCGGCGGCCCCCGGCCCCCCGCCGGCCCCGACGCGCACCACCGAGCACCGCGCACUGCAGCGGCCGCCGCGGCGGCUCCAAGCCCUGCCGCCCGCCAUGAAGAAACUGGCGAGGAAGGGAUGCGACCACAGGCGCUUCCUGAAGAAUAACUGGCUGCUGCUCUCCACGGUCGCCGCCGUGGUGCUAGGGAUUGGCAUAGGAGUCUUGGUUCGAGAAUACAGCAAGCUCUCUAAUCUGGAGAAGUUCUACUUUGCCUUUCCUGGAGAAAUCCUAAUGAGGAUGCUGAAACUCAUCAUUUUACCACUAAUUGUAUCCAGCAUGAUCACAGGUGUCGCUGCAUUGGAUUCCAACGUAUCUGGGAAAAUUGGGCUGCGUGCUGUUGCAUAUUAUUUCUGCACCACUCUCAUUGCUGUCAUUCUAGGUAUCGUGCUGGUGGUGACCAUCAAGCCUGGUGUCAGCCAGAAAGUGGGUGAAAUUGACCGGCAAGGCAGCAGCCCUGAAGUCAGUACGGUGGAUGCCAUGUUAGACUUGAUCAGGAAUAUGUUCCCUGAGAACCUUGUCCAAGCCUGUUUUCAGCAGUAUAAAACCACGCGGAAAGAAGUGAGUCCUCCCAGUGAGCCAGGGAUGAAUAUGACGGGAGCAUCUGUCACAGCCGUCAUGACAACUGCUGUUGCCAAGAAUGAAACAAAGGAAUACAAAGUCGAAGGCAUGUAUUCAGAUGGCAUCAAUGUCCUCGGCUUGAUUGUCUUUUGCCUUGUCUUUGGACUUGUCAUUGGAAAAAUGGGAGAAAAGGGACAGAUUCUGGUGGAUUUCUUCAAUGCUCUGACUGAUGCAACCAUGAAAAUCAUUCAGAUCAUUAUGUGUUACAUGCCGAUCGGUAUUUUAUUCCUGAUUGCCGGAAAGAUCAUAGAAGUUGAAGACUGGGACAUAUUCCGCAAGCUGGGCCUUUACAUGGUCACCGUCCUGACUGGGCUUGCAAUCCACUCCAUUGUAAUUCUCCCACUGAUAUAUUUCAUUGUGGUAAGAAAGAACCCUUUCCGGUUUGCCAUGGGGAUGGCCCAGGCUCUCCUGACGGCUCUUAUGAUCUCUUCCAGUUCAGCAACCCUGCCUGUCACUUUCCGCUGUGCUGAAGAAAACAACCAGGUGGACAAAAGGAUCACUAGAUUCGUGUUACCCGUUGGUGCUACAAUCAACAUGGACGGGACUGCACUCUACGAAGCAGUAGCAGCUGUGUUCAUUGCACAGCUGAAUGACAUGGACUUGAGCAUUGGGCAGAUCAUCACUAUCAGUGUCACAGCCACAGCUGCCAGCAUCGGAGCUGCGGGUGUACCCCAGGCUGGCCUGGUGACCAUGGUGAUCGUGCUGAGUGCUGUGGGCCUGCCCACUGAGGAUGUCACCCUGAUCAUCGCUGUCGACUGGUUCCUGGACCGGUUCAGGACCAUGGUGAAUGUCCUUGGUGACGCCUUUGGGACGGGCAUCGUGGAGAAGCUCUCGAAGAAGGAGCUGGAGCAGAUGAGUGUUGCAUCUGACGUCAACUUCACGAACCCCUUUGCUGUGGAAACCACAGCACUCGAUAAUGAAGACUCAGACGCCAAGAAGUCCUAUGUCAACGGAGGCUUUGCCAUCGACAGAUCUGACACCAUCUCAUUCACCCAGACCUCACAGUUCUAGAGCCCUAGCUUCAGGUGACUGGGAAUGAGGAAGGACCGCUCUUAGCAAAUUCAAACAUUAAGGAAAAGAAGAACACUAAUGGCCAAUUGUACAUUUGACCUGAUACACAGACCUCCAGACUAUUUUCUAUAUUUGGAUUCGGAGCUUUGGCUCUCUAUGUUCUGGGACUUGGGGGUGGGGUAAGAGAAAAGGAAAUUGAUGAAAAGGCAAGCUAUCUUAUCUGGAGUUUUUAAAUUCUACAAGAGACAAAGUUUAGAAGUAUAGAACAUAGCAGUUGUUGGAAUUAGGUAACAGCUGUGAAAGCGCAAUUGCUUUCUCACGCACAGACCAGUGUUUUGGGUUUUUAAAAAACUAUUCUGUCAGUGACUACACGUUUUUUACUCAGGCUUUCUAUUGGCAUGGAUUUCCUUUGAUGUCUCACAUUUUUUAUAGAUUAAAAUGCAUCCAAACCAUCCCCCUUUCCCGGUUAAUGUGCCAAAUUGUCCAUUUUGAACUCAUCCCCAGCCAAUUUCAAAGAAACUGCUUUGAAAGAAAACAGAUCAGCACAGUUCUGCAAUAACAGUUUUAAGAUGAGUGUCACGUUUGUGGGGAAGGUAGAUCCUUUUUUCAAUGUACUGUACUGGGACACUGGUUAACUAUUAACCCAGUGUUCAGUGUAGAACUAGAUAAAUAUAUAUAUGUAUGUAUAUAUUAUUUUCAUAUAAUUUGCCAGACAGAGAUCAGAAUGGAACAGUCAAUGUGAAAUAAAGAGCUCUCCUAAUACUUGAAUAUUAACUAUGAUUCCAAUCCAGACCUACUCUGGGGCUUAUCAGAACUCCUCUCUCAGGAGCACUACACUGAGAAAUCAUGUUGUUUGAUCAUUUCUGCCCCAAAGCAGAGAUGUGUUGUGGUGAUACUCUGAGGUGGCAUAGCCAUUCAUUACGACUUCCAAAUUCUCCUGCUCGGAGGGAGUCAUAGCAGCUGUAUGUGAGAUUAUGUUCAAAGGUGUCACUCACAUAAGGCUGGAUGUGUUUUUAUCCAGCUGGAAGGCUUCAUUCUUCCAAGGUCAGUAAUACAGACUUAAAAAUGAUAGUCCUUUGCCCUUUUGUACCCAUCAGGGCCCAAGCAACAGUGGCAAGCUGCCAGAUAACUUGUAUUUCAAUACGAAUUUGGUAAGUUGAACAAGCCACAUUACACAGAAAAGCACUAUCCCUUCCCUGGAUUCUUGCAGAGUAACUCCCACAACCUGAGACGUUGGGAUCAGUGGUUCAGGAAAAUCCUUCUCUUGUGUGGCACUUGUGUGGCACUUGUGUGGCACUUGGGUCUUCCUCCAGGGAGGAUUGUUUUGACCGACUAGCAGUCUAGUGAUCUUGGCCCUGCUCCUUAAAAUCCAUCAUUUGCCAUUCUCCUGCUAAUUUAUGAAGUUAUCUUAUUAAAGUCUGUGCUUCAGCUCACAAUUUGUAAAUAAUGCUUAACAUGACUUUUGUAUUUACACUGAAAUCCAAAAUACUUGUGCUUCUGCAGUAUUGAGUAGCCAGUUUAAGCCUGUGCUUUCCUAUUUAAGAAACCAGAAAUUGUGCCAAAGAGCAUGGAGACAUGAAUACAUGCUCAGUAUUGACCACCUGCACCUGAAGACUACAGGAGAAUGAUACUGAAUUGUCCCGUAAAUAUCAUAAAUAUGACCCAGUAAUUCAAUGUGAGUUUUUAAAUGCAAAGAAUGGAAUUGUUUAUAGAAAGUCGAUCUAAAUAUAAUGCAGUUGAGUCGGUAAUUUAUCUUGGGCUGAAUGGUUCUACCCCCUUGGCAGGUUUCUCUGAUUUGAGGCACCAGAGUUGCAGAGCUGUUCAUGAACUGCAGGUCAUCCUUAUUUUGGAGUCCGUUUGUAACUGACCUCUUAACACACUGUGCUGUCAACUCAUCAAAGAGAACAAUGUUCCAUUUCAGUCUCAAUAAACAUUUCCAUCAUUCUUUCUUC